This is a messenger RNA of Panicum virgatum (switchgrass), 1020 nucleotides long. Its product is annotated as putative nuclease HARBI1. The transcript has a single exon. The coding region runs from base 1 to 1020 and encodes 339 amino acids. Lineage: Eukaryota; Viridiplantae; Streptophyta; Magnoliopsida; Poales; Poaceae. The record is from RefSeq and is a predicted model, not a curated record.
AUGAAUGCUGUUGAGGAGCAUGAUGAAUAUUUUGUGCAGAAGAGGAACGCGGCUGGUACCCUAGGACUAUCUUGUUUGCAGAAGGUUGUGGCAGCAUUUCGACUGCUAGCUUAUGGCGUCGCGGCCGAUGCUUUGGACGAGUAUAUUUGUAUUGGUGAGAGUACCGCUUUAGAAGCUUUGAGAAAGUUUGCCGUGGCUGUUGUUGAAAUUUUUGGACAGGAGUACAUGAGAUUGCCUAAUGAAGAGGAUACCGCUAGAUUACUGGAAAUUGGAGCAAGCAGAGGUUUCCCUGGUAUGCUUGGGUCCAUAGAUUGUAUGCACUGGAGCUGGAAAAAUUGUCCUACUACAUGGCACGGUAUGUACCGUGGACAUAAAAAGGAGCCAACAAUUAUACUUGAAGCAGUUGCUUCUAAAGAUCUCUGGAUAUGGCAUUCAUUCUUUGGUAUGCCUGGUUCACACAAUGAUAUUAAUGUGCUUCAAAGGUCUCCUAUAUUUGCAAGGCUUGCUGAGGGAGAAGGUCCACAAGUUAAUUUCAACAUCAAUGGAAAAGAUUAUUCUAUGGGUUAUUAUCUUGCAGAUGGCAUAUAUCCUUCAUGGGCCACUUUUGUGAAGACUAUUCCAGAGCCUCAAGGUAAUAAAAAGAAAUAUUUUGCAAAGGCACAAGAAGCUUGUAGAAAGAAUGUUGAACGGGCAUUUGGAGUCCUACAAUCUCGGUUUGCUAUUGUUCGUGGGCCGGCUCGCUUGUGGGAUGAAGAGUCGCUAGGAAAUAUUAUGAGGGCUUGCAUCAUAAUGCAUAACAUGAUUGUUGAAGAUGAGAGAGAUGAGUACACUGAUGAAUAUGAUUGCGACUAUGACGACAUGGGAGCAAAGGUGACAGUAUCCCAUAAUGAAGCGCCAGAACUAGAAGCUUUCAUUCAGAAUUACAAGAACAUCAAGAAUAAGGAAACCCACACUCGGCUUCAGGCAGAUUUGAUCGAGCACCUAUGGAAUUACCACCCAGAUUUAUACUCUCUUGAUUAA